Owenia fusiformis is the source of this 3745-nucleotide messenger RNA. NCBI's taxonomy places the organism in Eukaryota, Metazoa, Annelida, Polychaeta, Sabellida, Oweniidae. The record is from the annotation of a GenBank genome assembly.
UUGGAACGAGAUCCGAAAAUCACCGGAAAUAAUACAAAUGUUAAAAAUGUAAUUUAACACUUUUAACCGGUGCAAGCAGUAUUUGCAAUCAUGUCUCACAAUGGGAAACUUCAUAGCCUCAGCAACUUUGACUUCAGGUCACGGAUCGUCGAGUUGCGGAAAGAUAAGAAGCUCUGUGACAUAACCAUCCAGUUAUCAGACAAUUCACAACUCACUGCCCAUAAAGCUAUAGUGUACACCUUCUGUAAAACUGCAGAAGUGCUGUGUUCAGACAACACUAUUGUGAUUCCAAUGCCAGAUAUCUCAAUUGAAGUUUUACAGCAUGUGUUGAGCUUUAUUUAUGGUGAAAUGAUCAUUGUGGAAGAUAAUUACAUUGGAGCUGUAGAUAUCUUGGCUCAUUACUUGGGUGUAGACGACCUAAUCAGGGUGAUUGCUCCUUUUUCACAUGAAAUCAAAGAAGAACCUCCUGAUUGUUUAAAUCAUAAUGAAGAGAAGCCAAUUUUCCAUGCAACAAUAUUUAAUGAUAUUGGCUCUGAUUUUCAUGACUCACAAGACAUUGCUAAUGGUGAACAACUUAAUAGUGUAGCAUUAACAGACAGUAGAGAAGCUCACCCUGUUCUUGCAAGCAGUUCUGCUGAGAAUGAUGGGAUCCUAGCUACAGAAACACAAAUGUGGAUAGAAAGUAGGCCUAAAGCUGGACCUAGAAGUAAACGAAACAAAAAAAAAGAUGGGAAUAAAGAUGAUGAUUUGGCACCAGUUGUAAAGUUGCCUAGGCUAAAAAAACUCAGUGAACCUUUAGUUGAACUUAAGAACAUAACAAGCCGUUUCCCCCAGUUGCUUGAAGGUGGAACCAUUCGUGUCUCUGAUAUUGAGAUUGAGCAUGAACCUCAAGUAUCUAAUGAAAGCAUUAAUGAUGAUGGUACAAGAGAUGAUAUUAACAAUUAUGAAAGUGAUCCAGAUGGUGACAACUAUGAUGAUUAUGAUUAUAAUAUGACUCUAGAACCCUGUGAACCAUUGAAUGAAGCUGAUACAGCAAAAGUUGGGACCUUAAGUGCAGAUGUCAAGCCCCUUGUUCAAGAGAGUAUAAGUACAUCUGCAAGUAUCAAUACCCCAUCCUCAAAACAGACUCAGCCAAUUAAGCAGAAGAAAAAGGCAAAUGAACCACCUACUCGAACAAGGUAUGAUACAAGAAGAAGUAAUCAUGGGGAGCUCUCACCAGGCUUGAUUCAAAUAGUAGCCUCUCCAAAGAAAAGAAGUAGGGUUAGAUUGCCAUUGACAGAAGAGGAAAAGAAAAGGAAGAAUUUGUUACGCAGGGUUACAACACGUAAGGAGAAAGACUAUGAAUGGAUGCCGAGAAGUGUGAUCAAGGAAAAGAAAAGAAGACAAAAAUUUAAUGCACUCAAAAGAGAGGGGCAAAUUGAAAUGGACGAAAAAUUUGAUAAUCAAGAUACAAAUGGAAUUAGUGAUGAUGAGGAAGAGGAACUAGACUUACUCUACAGUGAAUCAGAGGAAAGUGAUGAUGAUAAUGAUCCAGAGGAAUUAGUUGUAGAGACCAAACCAUCUUCUUUACACCAGGAGAUGAGACUGCUUAAAUGUACCAGGGCAGAUCAUAUAAAUGUCGGAAAAAAGGUUUUCUGUCUGUACUGCUCCCAAGGGUUCACAAGCAAAUCAAGUUGGGAAGAACACAUAGCUAAAUCACAUCCUGAAUCUGGUAUAGAACUCCUGCAUCAAGAUAACAUGAUAUGUGAUACAUGCAAAAGCAAAUUCAAAACCAAGUACAAAUAUCUAUAUCACAAGUUGAGCUGUACCCCCGAGACAUACAGAAUGGCUCAUUAUUGUAAAGUAUGUGACAAAACAGUUGCUUCCCUAUCAGGCCAUGUUAAGAUGAAGCAUGGAGAGAAGAAGAAAAGAUGCAGAGUGUCUUCAUGUAAAAUGAUGUUUGCUCUACAGAGUUCUUUAAAUCAACACAUGAAGACUGUACAUGCUGAAACAGAUGAUCUAACUGUAUGUGAAAUAUGUGGUCUAAGUUACACAAAGUAUUCGUCACAAAGCAGUCAUCACGAAGAACUCUUACCAGACCUUAUUGAAGAUGUUGCUACUCCAAAGAAGCGUUUUAAAAAGACAAUUACAGAAGAAAACAAAAAGAAAAGGAGGAAAAGAUUACUCAAGAUCAACAGAUUUUCUGGAGCAGGAUUAUUCUGUGUAUAUUGCCCUGAUAGAUUCAUAGACAGGGCCACCCGUGAUGAGCAUAUAGCUGAAGUGCAUCCUGAAUCUGGUAUAGAAUUCCUGAAUAAAGAAAGCCUGAAAUGCGAAAUAUGUGGUGCCAUGUAUAAAACCAAGUACAAAUAUCUCUAUCAUAAGUUGAGCUGUACUCCAGACACUUACAAAAAGGCUCAUUUCUGUUCUUUAUGCAACAAAACAUUUGUGAACUUAACAGUACAUGUUAAGACAGUGCAUGAUGUAAAAACCAUGCAAUGCAAAAAGGCAAUGUGUAGAUCAAUGUUUGCUUCUAAGGGUGCUUUAAAUGAACACAUGAGGACUGUGCAUAAUGAGAAUCCAAUUAUUUGUGAAAUUUGCGGUUCUGAUUUUAAAGCUGUGUCUGCAUAUAGAGGGCAUAUGUUAAGAUCCCAUGCAAAGGAAGAAGAUUUGAAGUAUGUUUGUACAGUCUGUGGUUCUAGAACUAUUGUUCAUGAAAGAAAGAAUCCAUCUGUGUGCAAGUUAUGUGGUCUUGUGUGCUCAAAUACAGCAAAUAGGCAAAAGCACUGGGUUCGAAUUCACAAGACAAAGAGAGUUGAAAACCCAGAUGAUCUGUCUGAUAUGAAAACUAAGCCUUUUGUGUAUGCUAAAGAAACCACCAUUAUUGAUAGAGAUGACCAUAGAAUUUUCAUUGACAUUAACAAUCCUUAUAUUCAUGCAAUAGAUCCUCCACGUAAUGCACUUAAGUUCAAUCAACCAUAUGUAGGAAUUAAAAAAGACCUUGAUGAACCUUCCUCUGUAAUAACAGUUCCAACUAUUAAGUCAUCUGCAAUUAAUAAUGGUGCUGUGGCAGGUUUGCAACCAACAACAAACACUGGGGCUGGUAAUUAAUAAGCCUUUGUUUGUUACAUCACUUAAACGAUAUGACUUAAUUGUCUAAUUGUAUUCUUGAGGAAAGCCAGGACAUUUAUGAUUUCAAGAUGUUUCAUGGUUAAUGUAGAACUGUGCUUAAUAUUUUAAUAUUAUGUAGAUUAAUAGAUUAUUUACUAUGUAUGAUACUGUAUAUAUCAUCUUAUUUAUGAUCUAUAAUAAUUGUGUACCAUAUCUCUGGAGAAUUUCUUAAGAUACAUGUACACUGCAUUUCAGGCAAAAUGUGUAACUGGAUUUGGCAAAUUUUAAAAAUAAUUUAUUUUCACUGUACUGGUAUUUUUCAGGUUGAUUUAGUUCCACACUUUUUGAGAUUUGCUGAUUUGGUUCCCAGGGAUAUGUUUUGUUAUUACCAGAGAUGCUGAUGCUUUUUGUUUUUUUGUGAAACUUUUAUCCUAUGUUAUUAGGUGAUAAAUAGAUAUAUCUCUUGCAUUGGCAUCAAAUAAACCAAAAAAUGGCGAUGUAAUAGAGGUUGAGGUCCAGCGUGUCAUUGACAAAGAUUGAGUAAUUGUAAAUCUUAUGACUGUACAUAAAUUAACAUAGUUUACAGAGUGAGGGUCACUGGCGGAUCUGGGGGGAGGUUUUUCAGAAAAAAUUGGGUCCCAAAAAGUGGGCCUUUUUG